Messenger RNA from Drosophila grimshawi, 4948 nucleotides. It is a transcript of the gene dachs, whose product is annotated as myosin-1. Gene Ontology annotation, cellular component: myosin complex; cytoplasm; vesicle. The record is from RefSeq and is a predicted model, not a curated record. Gene Ontology annotation, biological process: vesicle transport along actin filament; actin filament organization. Lineage: Eukaryota; Metazoa; Arthropoda; Insecta; Diptera; Drosophilidae. Gene Ontology annotation, molecular function: cytoskeletal motor activity; actin filament binding; ATP binding. The coding region runs from base 590 to 4456 and encodes 1288 amino acids. The transcript is spliced from 7 exons.
AACGAGAACAAAACUCCGAAUAGUAUCUGAGAGACAGAAACAAGGCGAAAGAAGAGUGCAGAGUUGUUCAGUGAUUUGGCUGCUGCCCUUCUGCAUUCUUUUUGCUUGUUUAUUUAUUUUGUUGUGUGCUUCACUUGCUGCUCGCUUGCUGCUUGCUGCACAGCCAAAAAGUAGCCACGGCUGCAGGGCCAGUUUGUAUUCCAUAGGCACAGAUACACAGAUACGAACACACAUUCACACUCACACAUAUACCUGGUCAGUGUCUGUCUCCUUGGAGGUGCCUGUGUGCAGAAAACCUGUUCGCUUGCUCGGGCGUGUUUUAUGCUGUGUAUCUGUGUAUACGAAAUUAUUCAAAUAAGAAAAUCGUCGUCGCCGGUGCCGAAGCAGCUCGCUUCUCGUCCUUUUUGUCGUAUCAGUCGCCAAACAAAAAAAAAACGAAUAAAUAAAAAAUAAAAACAACCAAAAAAUCAAGAAAAACUCGCAUUUGAAAUCGCAGGUCGCAACUCGUUUUUGGCGAGCUUUGCAGUUGAAAUUAGCAGUAACUGCAGCUGGUUUCGUUCUCUGCUGGCCACACAAAUGUGCAUCUACGAUGGCCACAUUGGGCCUGUCAAAAGUCUUCAUACUGGAUAAAUAUUUCACCGAAUUGCAAAAAUUUUGGGAGACCGAGAAGAAGCUGCAGGAUGCAUCAUCGUCCAAUGAGGCAGUGCAUCUGCAGCAGCGGCUCAAGAGCUUAAGCACUGAGCUGCUGGUCAUGCGCAAUCGUCUCCAUGUGGAGGGUCAGGUUCAAGGUCGGACCAAUGAUGCACAGCAUCCCAGCAUUGGAGGCGUUGCGAUUGGUACUGCUAAUGCCGGUUCUGGUGGUGGUGGUGGUAGUGGUGGCGCCAAAGCAGCCAAUUACGAUUUGAAUGCAUCCAGUCCGAAUUUAAAUCUGGGCUCCGGCGGACUUUUAGCGAAUGCAUUGCAGCAGCACGGAAAUGGGCAACACACACUGCCCAAACAUUCGUACAACUUCAGCCAAACGUUGCCGAGUAAUUCCGGCUCGGGUGCCAUCAUCUCGGCGAGAAAUACAUCCAUUCCGCAUCCGCUGCCGCAUCAGCUGGGCGACAAGUCCUCGUUGAGCCACCACAAGAGCAACAGUGCGAGUCUGAAUGGCAACGGUUUGUUACCGCCGGCACCUCUGCCACACGGCCUCAACUUCAGCUCCAGCUCCCACACGCUGCCCAUGCGCUCCUCUGCUGCAACAGCUCUGGCGGCAUCAGUGGCUUCCCAGCAACAGCAUCAGCAGCAGCAUUGCCUUCAGUUCCCCUCAGCCAAGCAUGUUAAUCCUUGCCAGAGUGUGAAAACAUUGCCGUUCGGCUUUGGUUUUGCUGGCGCUGGUGUCAAGUUGCAUUCAACUGGUCGUCCGCCCAAGGAUAUGCAGGACCUGAUCCAUCUGGCUGGCCCACUAACAGAACAUGCCGUUAUGCACACGCUCCAGGCCCGCUUCAGCGAACAGCGUUAUUUCACGAAUGUGGGACCGAUUCUGCUCUCGAUCAAUCCCUAUUUGGAUGUGGGCAAUCCACUGACCUUGACCUCUACGCGCGAUCUGCCGCUAGCACCUCAACUGCAGAAGAUCGUGCAGGAGGCAGUGCGUCAGCAGAGCGAGACGGGCUAUCCGCAGGCCAUCAUACUUUCGGGCACGAGUGGCGCCGGGAAGACGGCAAAUGCGAUGCUGAUGCUUCGCCAGCUGUUUGCUAUUGCCGGCGGUGGACCGGAGACAGAUGCAUUUAAGCAUUUGGCUGCUGCUUUUACUGUGCUGCGCUCCCUGGGAUCCGCGAAGACGACAACCAACUCGGAGUCGAGUCGCAUUGGCCAGUUCAUCGAGGUGCAGGUGACGGAUGGCGCACUCUAUCGCACCAAGAUACACUGCUAUUUCCUGGACCAGACACGCGUCAUUCGGCCCCUGCCCAAGGAGAAGAACUAUCACAUCUUCUACCAGCUGCUAGCUGGGCUGAGUCGCGACGAGCGACAGAAACUGCAUCUUGAGGGCUACUCGCCGACAAAUCUGCGUUAUUUGCGCGGCGACAUCGCCCAGAACGAACAGGAGGACGCUGUGCGUUUUCAGGCCUGGAAGACCUGCUUGGGCAUUUUGGGAAUACCCUUUCUGGAUGUGGUUCGUGUACUCGCUGCUGUGCUAUUGCUCGGCAACGUUCAGUUUAUCGAUGGCGGGGGCCUCGAGGUAGAUGUGAAAGGCGAGACUGAACUCAAUUCGGUUGCCAGUCUGUUGGGAGUGCCGCCGGCGGCUCUCUUCCGCGGUCUGACCACACGCACCCACAAUGUCCGAGGCCAGCUGGUGAAGUCUGUGUGCGGCGAUGGGGAUGCGAACAUGACGCGUGACUGCUUGGCCAAGGCGCUCUACUGCCGCCUGGUUGCAACGAUUGUGAGGCGAGCGAACAGCCUGAAGCGACUCGGGUCCACUCUGGGCACGCUGAGCUCAGACUCCAAUGAGUCGGUGCACAAUCAGGCGGAUGCUGCAUCCCAGCAUGCAUCGACCAUUGGCGGUGGGAAUGCUGGCUCUAAGUCGAUGGCUGCUUUGAAUAAUGCUGUGCGGCAUGCAACGGAUGGGUUCAUUGGUAUACUGGAUAUGUUUGGCUUCGAGGAGCCAUCGCCGCAUGCCCAGCUGGAGCAUUUGUGCAUUAAUCUCUGUGCGGAGACAAUGCAGCAUUUCUACAAUACACACAUCUUCAAGUCGUCGGUGGAGUCGUGCCGGGAUGAGGGCAUCGUCUGUGACACGGAGGUGGACUAUGUGGACAAUGUGCCAUGCAUCGAUUUGAUAUCGUCGCUGCGCACAGGACUGCUCAGCCUCCUGGAUAUGGAGUGCUCGGUGCGGGGCACAGCCGAGAACUAUGUGACCAAGUUGAAGGUACAGCAUCGCUGCUCCACCCGCCUGGAGCCAAGAACUGCCACAGAGCCGGAUGAUCCGCGUCUCUUUGCCAUCCGACACUUUGCGGGGCGGGUGGAGUACGACACCACUGAUUUCCUGGACACGAAUCGGGAUGUGGUGCCCGAUGAUCUGGUUGCCGUAUUCUACAAGCAUAGCUGCAAUUUCGGAUUUGCCACGCAUCUGUUUGGCUCGGAGUUAAAGGCGCUGUAUGCCCAGCAGCAGGUGCCGAGGGGCCUUAGUUUUCGCAUCUCACCCACCUCGCACUCGGACCUUCUUAAUGGGGAUGAGCCGGUAUCCACACUGACCCAAGACUUUCACACCCGGCUGGAUAAUUUGCUGCGAACUUUAGUCCAUGCCCGGCCACAUUUUGUCCGCUGCAUCCGCAGCAACACGUCGGAGCAGGCGGGCAGAUUCGAGCGGGCGACGGUGGUGCGUCAGAUAAGAUCACUGCAGGUGCUGGAGACGGUGAAUCUGAUGGCCUCUGGUUUUCCUCAUCGGAUGCGCUUCAAGCAGUUUAAUGCACGCUAUCGCAUGCUGGCUCCGUUCCGGCUGCUGCGACGCAUCGAAGACAAAGCUCUCGAGGAUUGCCAGCUGAUACUGCAAUAUGCCAUGGGCAUUGAGCAGCCACCGGUUCUGGAUGGCUCUGUGACAUUGGCAUGGGCGCCGGGCAAGCGUCAUGUGUUCAUUAGCGAGGGCAUACGCCAGCAUUUGGAGCACCUGCGCACCGAGAUUAGGCACAAGAGCGCCACACGGAUGCAGGCAACAUGGCGUGGCUGGUGCUGGCGCAAGAAGAUGGGCAACAGCCUGAAGCGUCCGUGUGCCAUCGAUGCUGGUCUGAUCUCUGCCCUGCCAGCCAUCGCCAAUUCCUGUGCCAAGCUCGCCAGUGCUCACAACAAUCCGAAUGGAAAGGCAACUUCAGCUGCGAUGGCAGCUUUGGCAGCGGUUGCUGCAGCUGCUCCCAAUACGGUUCCUCGCCUGUCUGCAAAAUCCACAAAUCUCAAUACAAGUCCCGGCAUUGUUGGCACUGUGACCCGGCCACGACCUCAGCCGAUUGCCGGCACCCCGCCACCCGAUCCACAUGAGAAAUGCGACCAGAAGAUUUUACAGCAAACAUGUACUCUUUUCGGAUUAGAUUUGGAACGCCCGCCACCCGUUCCUCCCUCACGGGCAUACACCAUCACAGCCAAUUCGAAGAAGCUCGGCUAUCCGCAAAGUCGCAUCAUGAAAAUGAAUUUUCCCGAGGAUGCCGUCGCUAAUCCGUCAGCAGCCCUCCAGCCAACUCCACCACAGGCCACAUCCAACGAGCUGCAGCACUUGAAAAAAGGCGAGACCGUAACGGUCGUGGGUGCCUCCAGUGGACGGGGUCAUUUGAUAGUGGAGCACAAGGGUCAGAGCUAUCUGGUGCCCUUCCAGUAUAUGGAACUAUCUGGCCAAACAGUUGCAUCCACCAAUAAUGCCACCAGCAACAACUGCAACAUGACCAUUCCACCCGCUUCGAUGACGACUGGGCAGCCAAAUGGGGUCAAAAUUUGAUACACAGAGUUAUCAACUAACUCAGGUGCUCUUAGGGCAUCAAUCACUGGAUCGAAGACUGUAAAUAUAAUUAAAGGAGAUUUGCGAGGACAGAAACAGUUUGUGCUUACCCCUGAGUAUUGUCAAAACAAUGUAAUUUGAUUUAAGAUUACGUUUCGUAGUAUUAUUUUUGUGUGCUUAUCCAUUUAACGAUAGGUUGUAGCUUCCAGUGCCAAUCAAGUGAGUUCUUCCAAUAUUAAUAAAAAUAUGCUCUAAGAUUUCGUUAUAAUAAAUACUACUACUAUUAUAAAGUAAUAAAUGCAAUUAGUAUUCAUAUCAUAUUCAUGCCUGACACACUUAAGGAUUGAUUCAUCAUUAAUCGAAAUAAAGAGAAAUCAAACUGGCGGUUUUUUCUUAUUGUUAUUCAUUCGCAGACGACGAAGCCUGCUAUAAAUACAUAGUUAAGUAAACUAUAAUUAUAAAUUAGUACAUAUGUGUGUAGUUGUACGAUUU